Fusarium mangiferae is the source of this 984-nucleotide messenger RNA. RefSeq lists its product as uncharacterized. The transcript has a single exon. The coding region runs from base 1 to 984 and encodes 327 amino acids. The record is from RefSeq and is a predicted model, not a curated record. Lineage: Eukaryota; Fungi; Ascomycota; Sordariomycetes; Hypocreales; Nectriaceae.
AUGUCUAAAGAAAUAUCCCCUGGAGGCUAUCAUUGGCUCAAUGACACCAUCAACAGCCUCGAUCCAGAGACCGACUAUGAACUGAUGUGGCGGCUCAUGUCUUGCUACCGCUCAAAUGAUUUCAUGAACAACAUGAUCUACGCCCUUACAUUUCCCAACUUCAUCAUCACCACCCACGGCUGCGAAACUGUCUGGCGCUCAGACGGUGGCAAGGUUGUGAAGCGGGGAGCCCAGCGCGUCGAAGAUACCGAAAACUACAACAUGACGUGGUGGCACUACGGACCAAGCGAUAAAAGAUGUCGUGAUGCAGUAGAGCACAUCAACAACCUUCAUGCGUCUCUGGCGCGUCGUUACCCUGGCAACUUCUCGUACAACGAAGACUUUCUGUACGUCACGACUUUCAGUGCUGUACUCAUGCACCGUCUUCGUCUUAGAUUGGGAUUGUCAGGUUUCACUGAGAAGGAAAAGAUUGCAGCUCACCACUUUUGGCGGGAUAUGACGCCGCUAUUCAUCAGAGAGGACGGGAACUCUGUUACCGGAUAUCCUGAAGACUUUGAGGGCUGCAUCCAAUUCUGCGAAGACUAUGAAAAUGAGAAACGCGAGUUCGAUGUGAAGAUGCAAUACAUCGGCCUGGCCAUCUUCAAUCAGUUCGCGUUCCGAUACUUUCCCUACGGCUUUCGAUGGCUGGGAGUGUCAAUAGUUAAAGCUCUUACACUGCCUACAACUAUUAGGGCAAUGCAGCUAGAACCCGUCAACCCCGUCUUUCAGUGGCUAAUUGUGCUUUUUGUUGGAACGGCGAUGAGUCUUGCUGAGACACUCUUACCAGACCCGCGGGAGUCGUUUUGGAAGAAGAUUGAGACGCUGGACGUAGAGAAGGCCAAGGCGAGGAAAGAGGAUAUCAGGGGGAGCGAUCAAGCGUACUGCCAGUAUAUCAGGUCCGAGUGGAGUGGUCCUGGAUGCCCGUUUGCUAUGAAAGCUGAAUAG